AUGGCUUUGUAUUCAUCACUGAUUGAGCAGUCGAUCCAUAUCGUACCAAGGUUCACAUUGGAAUGUGGAUCGACGCUCAAAGAGGUGCCAGUAGCAUACAAAACGUGGGGGAAGCUGAACGAGACGAAGGACAAUGUCAUGAUUAUCUGCCAUGCAUUCACUGGGAGCGCCGAUGUCGAGGACUGGUGGGGUCCACUGAUGGGCCGCGGCAAGGCGUUCGACCCCAACCGUUUCUUCAUUAUCUGUGCCAAUACCCUCGGCUCUCCGUAUGGCUCUGGCUCUCCGGUUACGAUAAACCCCGAGACGGGGAGGCCAUAUGGGCCAGAGUUCCCACCUACCACUAUCCGCGAUGACGUCCGAAUUCAUAAACUCGUGCUGGACCAUCUGGGUGUCAGGUCAGUAGCGGUUGUUAUUGGGGGAUCUAUGGGUGGAAUGGCCGUCCUUGAAUGGCCACUCUGCUCUCCUCCAGGAUACGUUAAGAGGGUGAUCCCCCUAGCCACCUCAGCUCGACAUUCAGCUUGGUGCAUCAGCUGGGGAGAAGCUCAAAGACAGAGCAUCUACAGCGAUCCAAGCUACCAAGAUGGCUAUUACACCUCUCAGCCGGCAUCAGGUCUUGCUGCAGCGAGGAUGAGCGCGCUUUUGACGUACCGUUCGCGCGACUCGUUUGAAAGCCGGUUCGGGCGCAAGCCCCAGCUAGGCCAAGUAAUUACACUGACUCCCCCGGCCUCUCCCAAGCUCACUCCAUCCGCGGGCGACGCUGUUGCGAAGCACAACGACGGCCUACGAAACGCAAAGCCAGCUAACAACGGGGCUCUCUCCCCCACCUCGUCGAAACCUCCCAUCUUUUCGGCGCAGUCGUACCUGCGCUAUCAAGGGGACAAAUUCACGGCACGCUUUGACGCGAACUGCUACAUCCACAUCACCCGCAAGCUAGACACGCACGACGUAGCUCGUGACCGUGUCGAAGACGCCGAUGCGGAGGAAACCGCGUCGCUUGCAAAAGUGCUCUCCACGUUGCCCCCACGCGCGUUGGUGAUCAGCAUUGCCACUGACGGGUUGUUCACGACGUCCGAGCAGCGAGAGAUCGCGGCACAUAUACCCCAGGCCGAGCUGGUGGUUAUACCCUCCCCGGACGGGCACGACGGAUUUUUGUUGGAGUUUGAACAGAUCAACACACAUAUUCUGAGAUACCUCAAGCGAGAAUUCCCCGAGUACUACGAUAAAGUAGAAGAGGAGGAGCCGAUCGAUGAGGGCUUCGCCGUCAAGAAAACGAGUGUGUUCGGCGAGGCGGAGGUGGAUAUCACUCAAUGGUAA
Psilocybe cubensis is the source of this 1314-nucleotide messenger RNA. RefSeq lists its product as uncharacterized. The record is from RefSeq and is a predicted model, not a curated record. Bases 1 to 1314 code for a protein of 437 amino acids. Lineage: Eukaryota; Fungi; Basidiomycota; Agaricomycetes; Agaricales; Agrocybaceae. Gene Ontology annotation, molecular function: homoserine O-acetyltransferase activity. The transcript is spliced from 3 exons. Gene Ontology annotation, biological process: L-homoserine metabolic process.